This is a messenger RNA of Malurus melanocephalus (red-backed fairy wren), 2748 nucleotides long. RefSeq names its product Rho GTPase activating protein 26 (gene ARHGAP26). The coding region runs from base 143 to 2152 and encodes 669 amino acids. The record is from RefSeq and is a predicted model, not a curated record. Gene Ontology annotation, cellular component: cytoplasm. NCBI's taxonomy places the organism in Eukaryota, Metazoa, Chordata, Aves, Passeriformes, Maluridae. The transcript is spliced from 21 exons. Gene Ontology annotation, molecular function: GTPase activator activity; protein binding. Gene Ontology annotation, biological process: signal transduction.
GGCUUGGCUCGGCUCGGCCUGGCCCGGCACCGCGCUCCCGCCGCCCGCCCGCACYGACGGCUGCGCGCCUCGCCCUAAAAACCCCUCUGUUUUUCAUUUUUUUCCGGAUUUUUGCGUGCUUUCCCCCGCCGUGCCGGGCAGCAUGGGGCUGCCGGCGCUGGAGUUCAGCGAGUGCUGCCUCGACAGUCCGCAGUUCCGGGAGCGGCUGCGCUCCCACGAGGCCGAGCUGGACAAGACCAACAAGUUCAUCAAGGAGCUCAUCAAGGACGGGAAGUCGCUCGUCGCCGCCCUUAARAACCUGUCAGCCGCCCAGCGCAAAUUCGCCGAUUCCCUCAACGAGUUCAAAUUCCGCUGCAUCGGCGACGCUGAGACGGACGAUGAGAUCUGCAUCGCCAAGUCUCUGCAGGAGUUUGCCACRGUGCUGCGGAACCUGGAGGACGAGCGGAUGCGCAUGAUCGAGAAUGCCAGCGAGGUGCUGAUCACGCCGCUGGAGAAGUUCCGCAAGGAGCAGAUCGGGGCUGCCAAGGAUGCCAAAAAGAAAUACGACAAGGAGACUGAGAAAUACUGCGGUGUCCUAGAAAAGCACUUGAACUUGUCGUCCAAGAAGAAAGAAUCCCAGCUUCAGGAGGCUGACAGCCAGGUGGACCUGGUCCGGCAGCACUUCUAUGAGGUCUCCCUGGAAUACGUGUUCAAGGUGCAGGAGGUGCAGGAGAGGAAGAUGUUUGAGUUUGUGGAGCCUCUGCUGGCUUUUCUGCAGAGCCUCUUCACCUUCUACCACCACGGCUAUGAGCUCGCAAAGGACUUCAGUGAUUUCAAGACAGAGCUGACAAUCAGCAUCCAGAACACAAGAAAUCGCUUUGAAGGAACAAGGUCAGAGGUUGAAGCUUUGAUGAAGAAGAUGAAGGAGAACCCUCACGAGCACAAGAACAUCAGCCCUUACACGAUGGAGGGGUAUCUCUACGUGCAGGAGAAGCGUCACUUUGGCACUUCCUGGGUGAAGCACUACUGCACCUACCAGAGGGAAUCCAAGCGCAUCACCAUGGUGCCCUUUGACCAGAAAUCAGGGGGAAAAGGGGGGGAGGAUGAAGCUGUCACCCUGAAAUCCUGCACGCGGCGCAAAACCGACUCCAUCGAGAAGAGGUUCUGCUUUGACGUGGAGGCUGUGGACAGGCCUGGUGUCAUCACCAUGCAGGCGCUGUCGGAGGAGGACCGCAGGCUGUGGAUGGAGGCCAUGGACGGCCGCGAGCCGGUGUACAACUCCAACAAGGACAACCAGAGCGAAGGCACUGCCCAGCUGGACAGCAUCGGCUUCAGCAUCAUCAAGAAGUGCAUCCACGCUGUGGAAACACGAGGGAUCAACGAGCAGGGGCUCUACCGCAUCGUGGGGGUGAACUCCAGAGUGCAGAAGCUGCUGAGUAUAUUAAUGGAUCCCAAAACAGCCACAGAGACAGACACAGAGAUCUGUGCAGAGUGGGAGAUCAAGACCAUUACUAGUGCACUGAAAACGUACCUGAGAAUGCUCCCAGGGCCCCUCAUGAUGUACCAGUUUCAAAGGAGCUUCAUCAAAGCAGCCAAGCUGGAGAACCAGGAGUCCCGGGUGUCGGAGAUCCACAGCCUCGUCCAUCGGCUCCCRGAGAAAAACAGGCAGAUGCUGCACUUGCUCAUGAACCAUUUGGCAAAAGUUGCAGAUAAUCACAAGCAGAACCUGAUGACUGUUGCUAAUCUGGGUGUGGUGUUUGGGCCGACGCUGCUUCGACCUCAAGAGGAAACAGUCGCUGCCAUUAUGGACAUCAAAUUCCAGAACAUUGUGAUUGAAAUUUUAAUAGAAAACCAUGAGAAGAUAUUUAACACGGUGCCAGAGGCUCCAGCGUCGAACUCGCAGCUGCUGUUAUCCCGCAAGAAGAGCACGGAGUCGAAGCCUCCCUCGUGCAGCGAGCGGCCGCUGACGCUGUUCCACACGGCCCAGCCCAACGAGAAGCAGGAGAGCAGGAACAGCAUCAUCAACUCCAGCCUGGAAUCYGUCAUCUCUUCAAACGUGAACAGCUUCCUCAACUCCAACAGCGCUCCCCAGCCCAGCCUGAACUCGAGUGAUCUYGAACUAGAAGUUAUUAAACCCAACAGGCCAAAUUCCCUCAUUAACAGCAGGCUCUGAGCUCCGUGCCAGAACUCUGUACCAAAGCAGCCUUGUCAUCUCCUCCCUCUGCACCAUCGAGCAUCAUCCGUCUGCGCUUGGAAAUGGCAAUGUGGGACAACAGCUCCAGCUCUCCUCCCCAGAGUCACAACUCAGCCUGCUCUCUCUCUCUGAUUCGAGUGGAAAAGCUUUUAGAUGGUUURUGAAAUGACUAAAGCGGGGAAAUAUUCCCACACACGGGAAAUCAGCCAAGCAGCAAAGUGACAAGACAAAGCMAUGUGCUGGGUGUCAUCAGGAUUACAGAGGGACGUGUCCAUGUUGGUGGAAAGAAGAUCCUGAAAUCUGUGCUGAUGGAGAUGGGGAACGGGUAAAUGGAGAUGCAGGGAAAGUCCAUGCUUAAGAAUCUGAGAUUUUUUUGGAUCAGUUUGAGCACAAGCCAUUUUAGCUGCUUCCCUAAGUGUGUCAUUUUUUCCAUCCAAAUGACCACGCAGCAACGUAACUCCUGAGAGAGUAACUCUGCGGGGAGUUUAACAUCAUUUUUCUUGCAUUAAAGUAGCAAGCAGAGGAAGAGCCCUGCCAGCCUGGAGCCCUGUGAGCUGUGAGGUCUGGGGUGGUGC